GUGUCCUAUAUUUGAAAAUGGGCGCUAGAAUAAUAUUUCUUAAAACAUUUAUUUUAUCACUUAUAUCUCUAUCGGUGGAAUAUAAUGUUUCAGAGGAGAUUAAGUUGAGGUCUAGUAGUGAUGGUGAAGACGGUAAAAGUAGUUUGGUGUUCGUGUUCGAUACAACGGGCUCCAUGUAUAAUGAUUUAAGGCAGCUGCGAGAGGGCGCCGAAAUGAUCUUACAGACUGCGCUAGAGGAGAGCAACGUAAUUGCUGAUUUUGUGUUCGUUCCUUUUCACGAUCCAGCGGUCGGCCCUGCAACGGUUACGAAAAGCAAGCUGGUGUUCAAAUCGGCGUUGAACAUAGUAAGAGUGUACGGCGGAGGGGACUGCCCCGAAAAAUCACUCGGUGGUAUUCAGUUGGCACUCAACGUGAGUCGGCCUCGCUCUUUCAUAUACGUGUUCACCGACGCCACAGCAUCCGACCAUCGGGAUGUCGGGAAAGUUCUGGAAACCAUUCAGAGGAAACAGAGUCAGGUAGUAUUCGUAUUGACCGGCCACUGCAAUGACCUGAACAAGCCGCACUACAAGGUGUACCAACAGAUAGCCGCCGCUAGCUUUGGACAAGUGUUUAACUUGAAUAAGACCAGCGUUCAUAAGGUGCUGGAUUUUGUACGUAGCUCUAUCAAAGGCAGGAGUGUGAAUUUAGCGUCGGCUGUCAACCCUCCCGGAUAUAAUUAUACCAAACAGAUUCCAGUGGACAAAUCAGUGAGCGAAGUGACGGUGUCUGUGUCGGGAGCGAACCCUCAGAUCCACGUUAUCAACCCCAGCGGCGAGGAGAUAACGGGCCCGCCGCAACUUGUCACCACUUUGGACCUCUCUGAGAUAAUGAUCGUGAAAGUGCUGAACCCUGAGCCGGGCGCGUGGAGCGUGCGCGUCGGCAGCGCCGCGGAACACUCGGUGAAGGUCGCCGGCCUGUCAGAUGUGACGUUUGCGCACGGAUUUAGCGUCAGCCCGCCCGCAGACAUGGCGGAAACCAGCUAUAGGCCGCUGCAGGGGGCCUACAAUCAUCUGCUAAUAUCACUGACUGGGACGGACCGACCGUUGCAAGUGCAGAGUGCAGACAUACUCAGUCUUACGGGUGAAACUAAGUUCGAAGUUGCUCUCAAGGACAUCGGCAACGGAAUCUACAAAGCCGAUCCCUUUAUACCACCUGAGGACUUCUUUUAUGUCGCUGUCCGUGGAAGAGAUGAAUACGGUCAGGAAUUUAGAAGAAUUGGCUCCACAGCAAUACAAUCUAAAGCGCCAGAUGUCCCAUAUCUUGAUGCACCGAAGAAAAUAUCGGCGCGUCGCCACGAGCUAGUGGCAGUUGUAUGUCACGCGGAGUCGCUCGUGCCGAUCGCCGUGACGUGGGCUCGGGGGGACGCGCGCCUGCGCAACACGCAUAGCCUACAGAGCACAUCUCUAGAAUUAGUUAUUGAGGACAUGAGCGAAGCCGACGAGGACUCGUAUGAUUGUGUGGCGGUGAAUGUUGCAGGAGCUAGUAGAGUCACUACACUCAUAGAAUUGAUUGUGGACGAACCAGAAGUAAAAGUAUCGGCUUCAAAACUGACAUUCACAGAGAACGAAAAUCUUACUGUAUCCUGCACUAUAAUCAGUGAAGCCUUUCUGAUCAGUGCUCAACUGCAAUUUCAGGGUGAACAUAAAAAUUUCGUUACAAAAUUACAGAUUAAUCCUAACAGUAACGGUGUUUAUAGUUUUGAAAAAUCUAUACCUAAUGUGAGUAGUGCGGAUGCUGGAACAUACACAUGUAUUGCAGCCAAUAGAGGUGGGCAAGCAAACCAAUCAUUGGAAGUGGUGGUUCAAACCAAACCUACAGCUCAAAUACUAGGACCGCAUACUCUGGUAAGGAGUGAACAUACGGACUUACAGGCGGUUUGCCACGUCGAAAACGCUUUGGAAAUUCACUGGGUGGAUCAAAAGCGAGCUAUUACAAAGACUGAAAAUGUUCACGGUUCUUCUAUAUCGACGCUGGAUAUAAAGAAUAUUACCGAAGAUGGAGUAUGGGCGUGUGUUGCUGUACGGAAUAACUAUACAGCCUCAGACAAAAUAGAAGUAUCGGUGUUAUACAAACCACGAGUUCACAUCGAAGGACCGAAGAACAUAACUAUACUAAACGGCACCACACACGAAGUGGUCUGUACGAUGUCCGCCAAACCGCCACCCCGAAUAUUGUGGCAUAUGGAGACUGAGAGGUUUUUGGACAACACGGUAACUCAAGUGGAGCCGAAUGUAUAUAGAAGUAUACUAACUCUGAACAGCAGUGAAGAGAACGUACAAGCGAUGUUUUUCUGCGUGGGAGAGAACUCAGAGGGCAUUCAUCAAGACAGCAUCAACGUUAAUGUGCGACGAAAGAUGAAACUCAUCAACGGAUUUUCUGAUCUAUCGCCAGACUUAUAUUCAAAAGUGCAUUUGCCUUGUGUAGUUGACUCGUAUCCUCUACCCAAAAUAAGAUGGUACCAUAACAACACCGCCCUGCAAUUUGAUAGCAAUGUAGAGAUCCCUGAAGUUGAUUCUUCCAUUGUAAUCAAGAGAGUAGACUUUGAGAAUUUGGGAAACUACAGAUGCGUCGCUGAAAACGGUUACGAAAAUAUUACUGUGACUGGGAACUUGGAAGUUCGUGGGCUCGAAGCGCCAUCUAUCGUGAAAGAAGUUAGAAAUAUUGUGGCGAAGAAAGGCGAAACCCUCAGUUUCACAUGUAGAGUAAUACAAGGAAAACCAAAACCUUCUUUAAAAUGGGAAUAUAAGAACUCGUCAAAAUUUACUUCUGCACCAAAGAAUAUAAUAAACGGCGACCGAAUUGAUAUAAAGUCUGUGAAUAAGGAACAUGCAGGGUUGUAUAGGUGCACAGCUGAAAAUGUCAUCGGUAUUGAUACUUGGGACUUGAAGCUUAAUGUUCAAUAUCCGCCCGAGCAUAACAAAUCCCGUAGCUCAGCACUGGAAGGUCCGCUGUCAAUGAAAGUGGGGAGCCAAACGACAUUAAGUUGUGAAUUCCACGCAAAUCCUAUGCCCAUAGUCGUUUGGACUAAAAACUCCAAACCUUUAGCCUUUUCUAAUCGCAUUUUUUUAAAGGACAAUGGCGAUUUAGUAUUAGAGAAUGCCAGUGAAACUGACUCUGGAAUAUACACUUGCAACGCGACCAACUCAGUUGGGUCCAGUCAUAAGAAUUUCACUGUAAAUGUUUUCAUGGCACCCAUAAUAACUGUAAGGGGUUCAGAACUAGAAGUAGAAGUGCUAGAAGGUCAGUUGGUGGAGCUACCUUGCGCCGCCGCCGGCGUCCCUGCGCCGCAUAUUCACUGGGUACAUAACGGACAACGUGUUGUUCAGCCGAGAAAACGAAUUGACGAGAGCGGAUUGAGAUUUAUUGCGAAUUUGACCGACUUUGGAGAAUACAGCUGUAUUGCGACUAACGAACACGGUGCAGCGACUCUGAAUUACACUGUAUUUGUUUGGGUGGCUCCGUUUAUCAAGGGGGUUUCAAAAGAAAUGUUAAACGUAAGGGUCGGUGAUAACGUUAGUCUCGAGUGCGACGCUGUGGGUUUUCCCGUUCCCGAAGUGUUGUGGGAGUUCCAGAAUAAUCUCUUGACUGAAAACUCUAGUAAUAUCUUUUUCAACGAUGUGGGUGACCUAUCCAUACACGGUGCGAGCGCGGCGCAAGAGGGCGUGUACGCGUGCGUCGCUCAGAACAUUGCGAGAACCGCGACUAAGAUCUUUCAUGUUCACAUUAUCGAAGCUCCGCAGUUCAUAACCGAGUCCCGCAGCGAGCCGUACGUAGCGAGCACGGCGGACAGCGCGCUCACACUGACAUGCCGCGCCGCCGGCAGACCCGCCCCCUACGUCUAUUGGAUUAAAGACGGAUACUACUUAGACAAAGAUUCCCGAUACGAAGCAGAUUUUUAUGGAACUCUAACUAUAAAUAAUCCGACGGAAGAUUUAAGCGGGAUCUAUACUUGUCUAGCUAAAAACGCAGCUGGCAAUAUUACUAAAGAUAUACCUGUUGAAAUAUAUCCACUGCACAGUCAAAUGUCAGCUGAUCUAAGACAACCAAGUUCUAUAACAGUGCUAGAAGGGUCUGAUGUUAAUGUAGAGUGCCCCAUAGCCCACCAUACAGACGACGUUAAAUGGUACAAGGAUGCAAUUUUAAUAGCAAACGGAUCUUUAGCAAUCCAAAACGUAUCGCGAACAAACGCCAGUACAUACGCUUGCGUUGUUAAAAACGCAGUUAGUUCUGCCUUUGCUGAAGUGUACUUGGACGUGCAGUGGCCUCCGAAAUUCUUGACCAAUGAGACUCUUGAGGUGGAUGUGAUAUCUGGUGACGAUUCCUAUUUCAACUGUGAUAACGAUGCCAAACCAUCAGCUAAGGUAAAAUGGCUCUUCAAAUCGAAACCAAUACUUGGCGAAGAUAAAUCUAAACUCAAGUUACUGAACGUACGAUUAGCUCAAACGGGUAUUUACGGAUGUGUCGUGAGGAAUGAACAUGGAACUGUAAACCGACAGUACAAUUUGAAUGUUCUAGAACCGCCUUAUUUAUCAAGAGUUGAUGAAUUGGAUGUGACACUCAAAAACGGUGUAAACGCAACGUUAGAAUGCAACGCCAAAGGUUCUCCUAAACCUAACAUAACUUGGAUAUAUAACAAUACUCUUUGGAGAGUAGAAGAUUCAAAGCUUACAGCCGGUAAUGUUACCAAAGAUGGGGAGGGCUAUUUCCGUUGUGAUGCGACCAAUCGUGCGGGCAGGACGCACAUUACGUACCGAGUGUCAAUAGUGGCGGCGCCUACGAUCACGCAAUUUUUGCUUUUCGUGGAUGGACAACCUGAAGCCGCUAAUACUACUGUUGAUAUUGUCGUAGGUUCAAAUGCUAGAAUAGCGUGUCAAGCGUCUGGCAACCCUCCUCCAUUAAUUCAAUGGUUACGACAUGGUAAUACUGUCAGUCAGAAUGCAAAUGAAAUCGCAUACGCUGACUUAAUGCUGACCAAUGUUAGUAUGUCAUAUUCUGGAGAAUAUCAUUGUUUAGCAUCCAACGAUGUCGGAUAUACCCAAGAGAAGAUUAAAGUAAACGUAUUAGAACCGCCAAGAAUUUUCCAGUCACUAUUCGAGAAUGCAAACACAUCACAGAAGGAAGUUAAUUUAGAGGUACUAUCUGGCCAAGCCUUCUUCAUGCAGUGUCAUCCAUAUGGUAAUCCCAUACCCGAAGUGUACUGGUUUAAAGACGGUAUUCCUCUGAAUUUGUAUGACGAUGCCAUGGUGUCCACUGACUUUGGUGAAGUCAUAGUCACGAAUGCCGCCAAAUCGGAACAUUCUGGCAAUUACACUUGUGUUGCCAGAAAUAAAGUCGGCGAGAGCAGUACUGUUUACUUGGUGAAUGUUUUAUCACCACCACCCAAACAAAAAGAAGAUAAAAUAUCUGUAACACAAUCUUAUGGUAAACCCUUAAACUUAACGUGUCCUUGCGAAGGCACACCUCGGCCCUACGUCGCAUGGAUAAAACUACCAUACACUGAGAUAGCUGAAUCAGACAGAAUUAACUUAUUUAAUGACAACUAUACGUUGAUUAUAAACAAGACUCGAGUGUCCGACAGUGGAAAAUAUUCGUGCAUCGUGACUAACAAAGUUGGUACCACCGAAAUAACGUUCGACGUGACUAUUGAGAGAGCGCCAUCCAUAGUUGGUAAUACACCGGAUAAUAACACCGAAACACACCAGGUGGCGCUUGGGAGAAGUGUUGUGUUGAAAUGUGAUGUUAUUGGACAUCCAGCACCGAAUAUAAGUUGGCUCAAGGAUAUCCAACCACUAAGCCCACAAGUGGGUAGUGUGGAAUACAUAUUGAACGGUAGUGUGGUGACCGUAUGGAGCGUACGCGCUCGCCAUUCCGGUGCGUACGCGUGCGUCGCACAGAACUCCGCCGGCAUUGCUCAACGACGUUACGACGUUAUAGUCAAAGUCCCUGGCAAAUGGAGUGGGUGGUCUGAGUGGUCCUACUGCAACGUAACGUGCGGUCUCGGCUACCAAGUACGGUCCCGACUGUGCCAGUAUGUGGAUGAAGAUAACAACACUUAUGAUACAAGCAAUCAUCCGGAGAAGAUAAUUUUGGACGAGACAACGUGUAAAGGAUUGAAGAACGAUAGCAGAAAAUGUCACAUGCCGGCGUGUGAGGUCCCAGUGUCUGGCGGGGGUUGGUCGCGUUGGUCCGCUUGGGGUGCGUGCUCGGCGACGUGCGGUGCGGGCUCGCAGAUGCGUGCGCGCCGCUGCCGCCGACCACCGUGCUCGCCCGCUGACAACUUGCAGAUACGAAAAUGCCCGAACUUGCUUAAAUGUGAAGAUUCCGCCAUAAAAACCAACAACGUUUACAACAGUUUUGAAGAUGUUAUUAACUCACCGGAGUAUACGCCUGAAACAACAUUCGAAAUGCAGCCCGAAAAUGUGGAUUCAUAUGAGUUUGAUGAUGAGUUGGAGUAUAACGAAAAGCCUAUCGCGGAACCAUUACAAACGAUAUUUUACGAUAUAAAUGUAACUGAGAAUCUUGACGGCAGCAGCAGAGGUCCCUGCAAAGUUGGUUACCGUUAUACAGCCAAUGGUUAUUGUGAAGAUGUAGACGAGUGUGCAGUAGCGGGUAACCAGUGUCACGCGACGCAGGCGUGCGCGAACGUGGCGGGCGCGUACCGCUGCGGCUGCGAGCGCGGAUACCACUCGCUGGGGGCCGGACAACGCUGUCUAGACGUGAACGAGUGCGAGCUGGGCGUUUCGGGGUGUGAGUGGGCGUGCGUGAACGUGGCGGGCGGAUACGUGUGCGCGUGCCCGCCAGGACACCGUCUGCGACAAGACCGCCGGACUUGUCGACCUCCGCCGACCAGCCGUAACUCGUAUACCAGGAAUGAAGAUGAAAACUAUCUUAGCACGUCCAUUGUUAAUCCGACUCGAUAUUUUGGGACGAGGAUAUAAAAAGAAAACAUAAUUACC
Aricia agestis (brown argus) is the source of this 6995-nucleotide messenger RNA. RefSeq names its product hemicentin-2-like. Gene Ontology annotation, molecular function: calcium ion binding; cell adhesion molecule binding. The record is from RefSeq and is a predicted model, not a curated record. Gene Ontology annotation, biological process: cell-cell adhesion. The coding region runs from base 18 to 6977 and encodes 2319 amino acids. NCBI's taxonomy places the organism in Eukaryota, Metazoa, Arthropoda, Insecta, Lepidoptera, Lycaenidae. Gene Ontology annotation, cellular component: cell-cell junction. The transcript is spliced from 46 exons.